Molecule: messenger RNA, 6960 nt
Organism: Periophthalmus magnuspinnatus
Lineage: Eukaryota; Metazoa; Chordata; Actinopteri; Gobiiformes; Gobiidae
Product: voltage-dependent calcium channel subunit alpha-2/delta-2-like
Exons: 38
Coding region: 310-3606 (1098 amino acids)
Cellular component (GO): voltage-gated calcium channel complex
Molecular function (GO): voltage-gated calcium channel activity
Source: RefSeq, a predicted model, not a curated record
GCGUGUGAGGGAGGGUGUGAGUAUGUGAGGCAGUGUUGUAUGUGGGAGCGGGAGAAGAGACUCUGCAGUGUCUUGGCAGCUGCAUUAGUGCAUCCACAGUGGCGAUGCCUCCUCCAGCGCUGCGUGCCUCCUCCGCGUCCACUUGACAUUACACGCCGAUAUGAACUCUCCACGGAACUGACUGGACCAGGAGCGAGCGUACGUUUGCGCAGCACCAUCCAGCUUUGAAGCAAGAUACCACCCGGGCAGACAGCGGCCGGAGCGUUUCGUUCAUACCCCGAGAGCCCGUGACGAGAUUUUUAAUGGAAAAUGGCGAUAGGCAAAAGGUCUUGCAGCUUGGUCUGCUUCCUAUCUAUUCAGAUGAUCUUUCUUCUCAGCAGCGCGCCGUGGCCCGGAGCAGAGGGGCUUCUAUUCCCCCAACAUUACACGGUAAUGCACUGGGCCAAACGUAUCGAGCAGGAGAUAGACCGGGUUUUUCAGCAGAUCACUGGAGCGCAACAGCUCAAAGGGAUUUAUAAUGAGGAAAGGCGACGGUUCAGUGUGAUCAAGAAUCAACCCAGAAGAAUUGUGGAAAAGGUGGCAUUAGACAUUGAAAGACUCCUGGCUAAAAAACGCAAAGCUCUGGAUAGGUUAGCCAGCGAAGCAGAGCGGCUACAGCGGGAGCACCUCUGGAAGGACAGCAUCAAGGAGCUGGACAUGGCGUACUAUGACUCCAAGGCUGAGCUCGAUUAUUAUUCCAUGGAUGGGGAAGGAGAAGUGGAGAACCCCUCCCACAUCAAGCUGGAGUUUGUUUACGACCCAAAUUUCAAAAAUAAUGUCAACUACUCUUACACAGCUGUUCAAAUCCCAACAGAUAUAUAUAAAGGAGCACCAGUGAUUUUGAAUGAGUUGAACUGGACUCAGGCUCUGGAGAAAGUCUUUAUGGAGAAUAGCAGAGAGGACCCUUCUUUACUGUGGCAGGCUUUUGGAAGUGCCACUGGUGUCACACGAUACUAUCCAGCUACCCCAUGGAAAGCUCCUGAUAAGAUUGACUUGUAUGAUGUCAGGCGAAGACCUUGGUACAUACAAGGCGCCUCAUCUCCCAAAGACAUGGUUAUUCUUGUCGAUGUGAGUGGCAGUGUCAGUGGACUCACUCUGAAGCUGAUCAAAGCCUCUGUCAUGGAGAUGCUGGACACUUUGUCAGAUGACGAUUAUGUCAAUGUGGCCAGGUUUAAUGAGAAAGCUGAAGCUGUGGUCCCCUGCUUCAAACACCUUGUUCAGGCAAAUGUUCGUAACAAAAAGAUAUUCAAAGAAGCAGUCCAACAGAUGCAAGCUAAAGGCACGACUGACUACAAAUCUGGGUUUCACUUUGCCUUCAACCAGCUGUUAAAUAAAACAAAUGUCCCUCGGGCAAAUUGCAAUAAGAUCAUCAUGCUGUUCACCGACGGGGGAGAAGACAGGGCUCAGGACGUAUUUAUGCAAUACAACUGGCCCAACAAAACGGUUCGAGUAUUCACCUUUUCUGUCGGUCAACACAACUACGACGUCACACCAUUGCAGUGGAUUGCUUGUACUAAUAAAGGUUACUAUUUUGAGAUCCGUUCCAUCUGUGCCAUCAGGAUUAACACCCAGGAGUACCUCGAUGUGCUGGGCCGCCCCAUGGUCCUUGCGGGCAGUGACGCAAAACAGGUUCAGUGGACCAACGUCUAUCAGGACGCUCUGGGUCUCGGUUUAGUAGUGACAGGGACAUUACCUGUAUUCAACCUCACUAUGGAUGGAAACUCACAGAACCAGCUGAUCUUAGGUGUGAUGGGAGUUGAUGUGCAUCUGGAUGAGAUCAAGCGUCUGACCCCACGAUACAAUUUGGGAGCAAAUGGAUACAUAUUUGCUAUUGAUCCAAAUGGAUACCUUCUGCUUCACCCCAAUCUCCAGCCCAAACUUGUGAAUCUACCUGAGCCUGUCACGUUGGACUUCCUGGACGCUGAAGUAGAGGACAGCAGCAAAGAGGAGAUCCGGAGACAAAUGAUUGAUGGACGCCCAGGUGAAAUGCAAAUCAAAACACUUCUAAAGUCAAUUGAUGAGCAAUACAUUGAUGACGUGUACAGAGGCUAUACCUGGGCUCCAAUUAAUGGGACAGAUUACAGUUUGGGUUUGGUAUUACCGCCUUACAAUGAAUAUUACAUCCAAGCUGACCUUAGUGAUGUGAUGCUGCAGCUUCAGUACAUGCAGUCGCUGCUUCCCAGCUCAUAUGAGUCUUCGGGACACGUUUUCUUGGCCCCGAGAGAAUACUGCAAACGUCUACAUCUCUCUGACAACAACACACAGUUUCUGCAGAACUUUCUUUCUCUCAUCAUUGACAUUUCUCCUGAGUCAGAUGAGUGUGACCAAGACCUAAUCCAUAACCUGGUCCUUGACUCCCGGAUCAUUGGGCAGCUGGCUUCCCGAGUGUGGAAAAACAAAGACCUCACCUCGUAUGGAUUUUUAGCCGUGUUUGCAUCCACAGAUGGAGGAAUAACACGCGUGUUUCCUAAUAUUGCUGCUGACAUGUGGGAUGAGGAUCCGGAGCCGUUCAAUUCAAAUUUCUACAGAAGGAGCCUCGACAACAAGGGCUACUUAUUCAGGGCCCCACAGCGAUCCUCUUUAGACGACAUGAUUGGUGGAGAAAAUGGCACUGUUGGUAUCCUGGUCAGUUCGGCGGUUGAGGUCAAUUUGGGAGGGAAAAUUCUCAAGCCUGCAGUGGUUGGGGUGAAGUUGGACUUGGAAGCCUGGGUAGAUAAGUUCAAGAUCUUAGCCAGUAAUGUGUCUGAUGGACGACAAGGUUCACACAAGUGUGGACCAUCCAGGAUCUGUGAAAUGGACUGUGAAGCCAACACAGAUGAUCUCCUGUGUUAUCUCAUUGAUGAUGGUGGCUUUCUGGUCAUGUCAAAUCAGAGGGACCACUGGAAAAAGAUGGGGCUUUUCUUUGGAGACGUGGACCCUUAUCUGAUGUACGCUCUGUUCAACAACUCCAUCUACUUUCGGAGGCAGUCGUUUCAGUAUCAGUCUGCCUGUGAGCCCAUCAGCAGCAGCCACACAGGAGCGGCACCGAGGAGAUUCUUUGUGCCGUCCGUAGCUGACCUCCUGAGCUUGGCCUGGUGGACCUCCACAGUGGCAUGGUCUGUGAUACAGCAGCUCUUAUAUGGACUGGCCUAUAAUAGCUGGCUUCAUCAAGAUGAUUUGGUGGUGGAUGGUUUUGAGGCAAAGACAAGCAGCUGUGUGACCAUCCAGAGCCAGUUCUACUUCACCAACACAACCAACAUGUACAACGUGCUGCAGGACUGUGGGAAUUGCUCCCGGUUGAUCCAUGCAAAGAGAAUAGAAAACACAAAUCUAUUGUUCGUGGUGGCGGAGACUCUGCCCUGUACGUCGUGUGAGAUUGAGAGGUUAACCCAGGUCCGCACCGAGUUACGGGAGGAAAAUCCAUGUGAAGUCCUGAGCAACGCACGCUAUCGAAAAGGCCCCACAUCUUGCUUUGACUACAGUGCCUUAGAAAACACAUCUGAGUGUGGAAGAGGCCAUUUUCUAAGACUCUCCAUUGAACUCCUGUUGGCUCCACUCACUCUGCCUCUCCUCUAUCUCAGACUAUAACAAACCUCUCAUUCUGCACAAGGCUCAGAUCUACUUAUCAGCUCAAAGGAAUAUUUGGGAGUUUUGAAAACGCUCAGUAGUAUUUUAAUAAUAAAUUUGCCUUAUUGCUUUUGUAUUCGUCUGGAGUUGAAGCAUGAACUUCUAUUGAAGGUAUCUUUUUAUGAAGCUUUCAUGUAUUUUUUGCCCAUAGAUUUUUUUGAACAGGACUGUUGUGCACAUGAAGUGGGGAAAAAGAAUAGGGAUAGACAGAGGCUUUAAAGAGCCCAGAAUAUGUGCCGCAGCUCAAACGUGUAGUCCAGUAUUUCCCUAUGUUUUUUUUAAGUGCGCUAUCUUCACCAGUGGAAACAAAAUAAUAAUUUAAAAAAAGAUUGUUUUAUAAGUAAUCCUUAUGAAAUACUUUAUAGAAGCAAAUGCGAUAAUUAAAAAUUCAAGCUGUCUAGUUUGGACCCCUAGGCUGGAAUUCACAACUCAUGGGUACUGUGCAGCACAAGUUAGAUGUUUUUGAAUGUUUCAAUGUUUUUCGCUUGAUAAUAUAAGCAUAGGAAAGCCACUAAGCCUGUCUGUAUGCUUUUCAAAAUGCUGCUUUGCUUUCAUUAAUUGCAUUCCUUUUUAUUUUUGCAUGUACCAUAAUACUCACUUUCUCCCCUUGAAGCUUUGUACCACAGUAGAUCUGGGCCUUAACAUUUUCCUCAGUGUCCUUUCAUCUGCGUCUGGCCUUUGCCAGUGCUGUGAAGUCUAUUUGACACAACGCAACUUUGAUUCUUUCAAAUGUGCGCUUCCUCUAACAGUGAUUCCAAUUACACAAAUGUUCUCACAGCACUUUGACCGAAAAUUGUGGUCUGAAAUACCAAUAUUUGACCUUAAGCAAGAUUCAUCAGUGUCAAAACUUUGUUUAGUUAGUUUUACUCUUUUAAAUCUGAAAAAAUGCUUCCAUAGAAACUUUGGUUGGUUGCUUUGGUCUUCCGCAUUGCCAAUGUUAUUAAAUAUUUAGUUGCAUAUGAGGCUUGACGUGACAAAUCAGUGUUUGUGCAAUAGAGCUAUUUUUGAGUAAUAACAAUAAUUAAUUGCCAAGUUGUUCAUGUAAAGUAUUUUAACAUCUGCAAAGACCAAGUCAGCGUAAGGCCAAAUUGGAGAGGUUUGCAAAGACAGAAAACAACCAGCUGUUUUGUUUUUCACCAAAUCUUAAAUUUACGUAAGAGCAAUGAGCAUUAACACUGUUUUCUCUCUCUGCAAUCAAACUUCUAUUACUCCUAUCCUGUAUGUAAUAUAAUUUGCCACUGGAAAGCCCUCUGUCCUUGUUUGUAUCUGCCCUAUUUGAAUAAUGCACUUAAUAUGUAUGCCUGUGUAUGAGGAAUGUAGCUUCUGGACAGCUUCAGCAUUACCAAUGCAUUUGUUACUAAUAUGUGAUGCUUUGACAUCUGUGGACACAACUGUCUUUUUGAACCUGUUGAAUCACUGUGGGGGGUGUUUUACUUUUCUAAUGCAUAUGUCUGUUAUUUAGAAUAGAAUUUAGACUGUAAAUGUAUAAAUGUAUAUUUAAAAAAAAAACAAAAAAAACAACAUUCCAGAGAAUACACAAUGAAAUAUUUAAUUCAGGCAGGAAUCUUACAAUAUUAAAGGAGACAUAUGCAAAAUAUCCUUUUAUGAGCUUUUAGCCUUGUGUUAAUGGUUUCCCUCUUUUACUUUUCUCAGAUGUAUUUAGGUUGAUUCAUGCAUGUUUCAAGACUUGCUAUGCUAGGAAUAUUUCAAUUUUCACCUACCCACUAUCUCCACACAUGUCCUUGUAUUUACUUGCAAUUACUAAGAAAACAGGAUUAAAAAAUGUUGUUCUGUAGUUUUGAACACAAAAUCAGUUUCCUUUCAGAUAAAUUCAAAAGCAUAAUAUGUCUUCUUUAAGUUUGUAGUGUUUGCCUAUCUUGUUUCUUUUAAAUAUAUAUCCAAAUACUAGUUAAUCAAAAAGGUUAUGCAGAAUAUGGCUGCAUCUUCCUACAGUGAUUUAACAUCCUUGAUGUCAUUUUCCUUUGCGGUUAAUCUGCAGACAGAAGUGUUAAUAUUUUGAAAUGCUAUUUUUAGAAAAUCUUUGUAAAAAGCUGUUUUUCUCCAUCUGCCUGGUGUCCAGCAGUGCCUUGUUGCACUCAUUAUUAAGGCACAAACACUGGGGCCAAAACAAAAACAGACUGAAGUUUAGGGUCGGACUGAAGAAAGCUGCUCAAGUAAUGGACAAAAAUAUGAAUUUAAAGUCCUCAGAGCAUUGCCUUUUCUUUACAGUGUAGACGUUUGAACUCUGCUCCUCUGCUUUGUGCCAUUUGUCUCACACUGUGGCUGGGCUGGUCAAAGCACUUAUGUCCGUCUGCACACAUGGACUAAUGUAUUUGAAUCAUCUUUCUUCAGGAUUGACUGAAUGUUUGUAUAAAGUACAGAUAUUGUGCAUCUUUAUGAAGCAUGAUAGUGACUCCGGAUCAACACCUAGAAGACCUCAGUGUUAACUUACUGUGAGUCCAUUAUGUAAUAUUGGGCUUUCGUAAACUGUUUACUAGCCACAAAUGCUGAGGUCAAAGUAUUUCUUGAAGUAGUUUAGUUUGAUUCAACAAUUAAUUUGCAUGAUAUUUUACAGAUAAAUGUACAUAGGCUAUCGUUUACACAUUACAUUCCCUUCACAUCAUACAUGUCUCUCCAGGACUCUAUAAGGGGAGAAGUAUGGUGGCCCAAAAGGACAAAAGGAGAGACAUAAAAACCAAGUGGAGAGUUUGACUUCAAUGAAGCCUUUUAAAAGUGUAUUUUAGGUAUUGCUGUAAGAAAAGCACAGAGAUGAUAAGUUAUAAGCAACAUACUGCCUGAAUAAUCUCCAUUGUAUGAAUAAUAUUAUAGGAGUGGAAACAGUUUUAUGCAUUUGAACACUGAGCAACAGUAGGCCUAUGGCACUGGCAUGUAAUUGGUUGGCUUUGUUUUGAUGAUUGUUUAAUUAAGGUCUUAUGGUAUUACUUCAUAAAGUUGAGUUAUUUCUAUUUUUUUCAAUGUUGUAAAUACUUCUAACAGAAAGAAAGUGAAUAUGUUUGAAGCAUAACUGGGCACAAUUUGUAUAAUAUGGUAUACAACAAGCUUCUAUGCCUGUCUUUUUAUUGGGUCUAAAUAAUGUUUUGGCUGUAACUUUGCUUUUAUUUUUGCUGAUGUUGUUACUCUGGACAGUUUCCUCUCUUUGUGCCAGUCUCAAUACCACCUCAUUUUUGUACAAAUGAUGUGUAGUUGUUAGCAGAAGAAGGCUAACUUUGUAAAGAUUUUGUCAGUCACAUUCAAAAUGGAUAUUUAAAUGUUUAUAUCUUUGGUGAUUAAACGCUCUUCAUAUUUUUCACUUCA